Balaenoptera ricei (Rice's whale) is the source of this 387-nucleotide messenger RNA. RefSeq names its product ADP-ribosylation factor 4-like. Gene Ontology annotation, molecular function: GTPase activity; GTP binding. The coding region runs from base 1 to 351 and encodes 116 amino acids. Lineage: Eukaryota; Metazoa; Chordata; Mammalia; Artiodactyla; Balaenopteridae. Gene Ontology annotation, biological process: intracellular protein transport; vesicle-mediated transport. Gene Ontology annotation, cellular component: plasma membrane; cytoplasm. The record is from RefSeq and is a predicted model, not a curated record. The transcript has a single exon.
AUGGGCCUCACCUUCUUCUCCCUCUUCUCCCAUCUCUUUGGCAGGAAGCAGAUGUGUAUUUUGAUGGCUGGAUUGGAUGCUGCUGGCAAGAUGACCACUCUGUAUAAACUGAAGUUAGGAGAGAUAGUCACCACCGUUCCUACCACUGGUUUUAAUGUGGAAACAGUAGAAUAUAAGAACAUUUGUUUCACAGUAUGGGAUGUUGAUGGUCAAGAUAAAAUUAGGCCUCUCUGGAGGCAUUACUUCCAAAAUACCCAGGGUCUUAUUUUUGUGGUAGAUAGCACUGAUCGUGAAAGGAUUCAGGAAGGAGCAGAAGAGCUGCAGAAAAUGCUUCAGGAGGAUGAGUUGUGAGAUGCAGCGUUGCUGCUUUUUGCAAACAAACAGGAU